AACUAUAAGAAACGGGAUUUCUUUUGACUUAGAAUUUUAAAAGGGAAAAAAAUCAAAGCUUUAGUUACUCUUUUAAUCAGCAAAAUAUGUGCUUUCCUAACUAAGCUGGGACUCCGUUCAAUAAAGGAUCUACUUUAUUUCACUGGAUCCAUGCUACAUUUUACUACACAUGUUCUUGAGGAAGAAGUGCAGAUAUGGAUCACGUAAGCUGCAGUUUUUCUUGUUGUUUCUGAUGCUGGGUUUUUUGCUACUGAUGGUUACAAUGCUGAAUCCACCACCCAGCAACCAGAGCAAGGAAGGGACUUUCCAGCCUGUGGAGUUCAACCCCCGGGAAGGGUAUCAGAUGGACUUUGCGGAGACCCAAGAGAUGCUGGAGACCCAGGAGGAGAGCCAGCAGUAUUACCCUUUGGAUGGUCUAUCGCCUUUCAUCUCCCUGCGGGAGGAUGAGCUGAUCGUGGCCGUCGUGUCGCCCACGGGCAAAAGGAACCACAGCAAGGCCAGGAAGGGCUAUCGCGUGGUGAAGCAGCAGAGCAGGCGGCCAGAGGGGAAGGCGGAGGGGGACCCUGAGUCCCUGCCGCUGUCCCUACCCCUGCAGGCCGGGGAAGGGGCUGCUCCGGGGGAGCGGCCGCUCGGCCUGGAGACCCACGGCUUUAACGAAGCGCUCAGCGAGCGGAUCGCGCUGCGCAGGGACCUGCCUGAGGUACGACACCCGUUGUGCCUACAGCAAAAGUAUGACUCCAGUCUGCCUACUGCAAGUGUCAUCAUCUGUUUCCAUGAUGAAGCCUGGUCUACUCUGCUGAGAACCGUGCACAGCAUUAUGGACACAGCCCCAAAGGCCUCCCUCAAGGAUAUCAUCCUUGUUGACGAUCUCAGCCAGCAAGGGCCCCUGAAGUCAGCUCUGAGUGAAUACAUCUCUAAGCUGGAUGGUGUGAAGCUCAUCCGGAGCAACAAGAGGCUUGGAGUCAUCCGGGGUCGGAUGCUAGGAGCUGCACGGGCAACCGGUGACGUGCUCAUCUUCAUGGAUUCGCACUGCGAGUGUCAGAAGGGCUGGCUGGAGCCCCUCCUGGCCAGGCUGUCCAGCAACCGAAACAGUGUCGUCUCCCCCGUCAUAGAUGUCAUAGACUGGAAGACUUUUCAGUACUAUCACUCUGUGGGCCUGCAUCGAGGUGUUUUUGAUUGGAAAUUAGAUUUUCAUUGGGAACCAGUGCCAGAGCAUGAAGAGAAGGUACGACAGUCUCCCAUCAGCCCUAUCAGGAGUCCUGUGGUAGCUGGUGCAGUGGUGGCCAUGGAUCGGCAUUACUUCCAAAAUACCGGAGCUUAUGAUUCUGACAUGACCAUGUGGGGAGCAGAAAAUCUGGAGCUGUCUAUAAGGACCUGGCUCUGUGGUGGCUCUGUAGAAAUUAUUCCAUGCUCCCGAGUUGGGCAUGUCUAUCGACAUCACGUUCCCGCUGCUUUCGCCUAUGAAGAGGCCAUUGUGAGGAACAAAAUCCGGAUAGCAGAGACCUGGCUGGGCCCAUUUAAAGAGAACUUCUACAAGCACGACACAGUGGCUUUUUUAAUCAGCAAGGCAGAGAAGCCAGACUGCAGCGAGCGCCUCCAGCUACAGAAGAGACUGGGCUGUAGAAAUUUCCAGUGGUUUGUAUCAAAUGUGUACCCUGAACUCUCCCAACCUGGGGACAUGCCAAGAUUCUCUGGCAAGCUUUACAAUACUGGUGUUGGCUUCUGUGCAGAUUACAGACCUGGAAAAGCCACUGCAGAAAGCUCUAUCAAACUCUCACCUUGCAGUGACAGUCUCACCCAGCACUUUGAAUAUAACAGCAUGAAGGAAAUCCGGCUUGGUUCUGCUCCACUGUUUUGCUUUGAUGUCAGACACGGGAAGGUUAUCCCUCAAAACUGUACAAAGGAGAUAGACAACAGCCACCAGCACUGGGAUGUCCAGGAGAAUGGAAUGAUUGUCCACGUCCUUUCUAGCAAAUGCAUGGAGGCAGCAAAGAGUGAAGAUGAGAUGGACUUGGUUUUGUCUGUGUGUAACAAGAACGCAAAUCAGGUGUGGCAAUUUGAACGUUCCCAUGGGCUACAUCAGAGAUGACUGACAAGUCUCUGUGGAGGUCAAGUCUCCAAAAUUUAACAUUACUUCUGCUUGGGAUUUAAGAUGCAUUUCCUGCAUGGACAAGAAAGAUGUUUGUGUUUGCUGUAGCAUGCAGGGAAGUUAGGAAGGUCUCUUAUCUAAAAGCCUGGCUCCUCGUUUAUUCAGCUCUAGCUAAAAUUUCUAUUUAUUCUGAGAAGCAGGGAAUAAAGAGACUGAGCACCAAUAGAUUCUCUCAACUCUGCUAUUGCAGAAGACAGUUAAGUUUGCCCUUUGAAACAACAUGGAAAAUUGGCUUCCAGACAGCCUGUCUUCAGCAUAUUCUGUGACUUCGGAGGAUACAGGAAAAUUAAUGUUUGUGAGACUUUUGAAACUGUAAGAGGAAGCCAGCCAAACCAGGAUAAGAGUUUAGCCUUGUUUAACAGUGCACUCGACUCAUAUAAAAAAAAAGUAAGUUUUAUAUGUAUAAAAGUAGUAGAUGUUUCCACAUGUAAUAGCAAAAACUUUGUUUUCCAACUAGCCUGAGUCAAAUUUCUACCCUCUAUGAGAUUACACAGAGCAUAAAGUAGCACUUAAUUAGGCACUAAUCGACUUGGAAUACUAACAGUCCUCAGCGUUUGGCACACCCUUCCUUAAAUCCUCAGUCCACAAUCUAUUUUGGAUGGGAGAAUGAGACUGAAAAAACAACUUUUUGUUUUGUUUUAAUGACAUUUAGGAACAACUCCUGAGGAAACUUUUGUGGUGGAAAGAAGGGUAACAGCUUAGCUUCUCUGCUUAUUUGCAGAGAAUUAUAAGCAGAAUUGGUGGCAUCCAUUUGCUCUUGUAAAGCCAUGGGCUGAGUUUAUUAUUAUUACUACAGUAACCGAAGUGCUGGCAGAAAACAGCAAGUGAAGGGAAACAACAGUUUUCAACAGUGGCUGCCCAGGAAGAAAAUACUGGUGCUUGCUUCCAUUUGCUUGCAGCCUCAGUUAAGUCUUUCACUCUGUGAGUUUUAGCCAAGAAGGAACUGUAGAUUCUUGCUGUCAUGGCUCUCCAGGCUGGUCCUCAAAAGACCAAAUUUCCUAGAGAAACUUCUUCUGUAGAGCCUGCAUUGCUGCUGACCUGCUGUCUUUCAAAGGGGUGAAUGAGAGUUGAGGUUAGGUAGCAAGAAUGGUCUCACACAGCAUGCAGCAGCCAAGCAGACUUCUACUUUAGUAUUUUGUUAGGGUACUUUCAAUUUUGGAGUUAAAAUCAAUAAUGAUGACACUUCCCAAGAGCCAGCUAAGACAGAAGAACAAAGAUUUGGGAGUCUUCGCACAUCAGCAUUUAUAGUAUAAAUCAGUCAUGAUCCUAUGUAUUUAUUAAAGGGGGGGGCAUCAUUAAGGAAAUUUAGUUAGGUUUUGAGAUGUUUUUCAAGAGAAAAAAUUGUGGUUUUUUUUAAUGUACAGCACAUUGUUUAGAGAAAGGAAGGAAUAACAGAAUAUUCUGCUCGGAGCCUUCCAGUCACCUGCUCUUGGUAAAUCAUAAUAAACUGAUAUUGAGCAUAUAAAAUUGGUUACAACAGAAGACACAAAAAUCAUGUUUGCAGUGUUGUCCAAAAUUUUUCCCAGUGUCUAGUUCCCUGUCUACUUCAAGUGCUACAAAUUCCACACUAUAUUCAGGCAUCACUUCAAUCAUCCUGAUUAUUACUCCUGCUUUCUUUGAUAGCAUCAGAAUCUAAUACUAUUUCUGCAGUGUUGCUUAAAAUUUCCUGUGACAUUCUUAAAAUGCUUCAACUUUCAUCUGAGAAGAUGGUAGCAACCUCUUCCAGAGCACGAAGUGAUCCCUGACCAUUGCCCAAAUUUAGGGUGAGAAAAGAGAAUUUUUUGAAUUGCAUAACAGCUGAGUAAAAUGCUAUUUUAUUGACACAUGAUUCCUUUAUUUAAAAUUAUAAGUAUUCCAGAUUUUAAAUUAUGUAUUAUUUAUUUUAUUUUGGACACUACACUAGGAAUAUCAUUCCUUCAGCAUUUGGGUUAAUGUUAAAAAAAUGUGUAUAUAAAUAUGGUAAUUGAACAGAAGUGGGAUGUAUCGCAAAGAAGAAUGAAAAGAUUUUUGGUUUAGAAAGGAGAUGUUUGGAAUUAAAUUUCAGAGACAUGGACAUCUUCAUCUUAUGUUACUUUUUAACAUAAUGAUAAAAAUGUAGAAAGUAAGGUUUGCUGUAGAUAUACGUACAAUAGAAAAAUACAUUACCUAAUACCUCUUCCAACAAUAAAAUGAAAAUAUAUGGUUCGGUACCAUUUAGAAAAUAAUUGUUAAAAUACUUCUUUUGUUUAGUAAUAGAGUGAAUGUGUGUUUGAUUUCCAAGCAAACUAAACUCCAGAGCACAGGCCAGAAGGGAGCUACAAGGUGGUCUAAGAGGUCUCUGUACAGCGACAUCCAGGGUACACAGAUUGUGUACCAUGCCAUGGAGCACACUUCCCUCUAAUAUAAACACAGCUUAUUAUUACACACAAAAAAAGCCCCAAAGGGAAAGCAUUUAUCCCUGUUUUUCCUAGAUUCCUUCCUUUAUACCUUUUAAAUGCAUUGGUUGGUUGUACCAAUACUAUUUCCUUAUUGUGGUCGUUUACACCCUGCCCCUGUGGUUGGGUCCAUCUGCUGAAACCUUCUCCUCAUGGGAAUGGGCUCAACAAAGAGUCUCUGCUAAGGGUGCUGGUGUGUUUUCCUCAUUUUUGCCCAUCUUUCAUGCAAUAGUGAUGGCUUCAGCAUCACAAAACAUGCUUUCAGCUCUGUAUUUAGACAGGGUCAACAUUCCAGGUUCUGCUAAUUCCCACUGACAGGAGAGAAACAUAAGAACAGAAUGUUCCAUGCAAGAACGAAGCAGUUUAAACUUUGAAGGCCUCCAAAGUAUAGCCUUGGGCAAGAACAAAGGAAUUCCAGCAAAACACAAAUAAACAUCUUAUAGUCUAACUCCACCUGUUUCCUUGAAUUUGGCAAUCCAGGCAUAAUGAAUGCUUUGAGCCAAACCCACCCGUGAAGCUGAGCUAAAAGGUCAGAUUCAAGAACAGGUCACCUUAUGGUUGACAACACUUUAACUAAACAGCCUGGUUUAUUCCUCUCCCAGCUAAUGACAAAUGGAAGAAAAUAAAGACUUGAAGUAUUAUUAAACAUACUUUUAAACCAAGACCCAGUCGAAGCAGUCAGUGCUGGCCGAUGGUUGGGGUUUGUCCUGGUGGGUGAGGUGGGUGCCAUCACUGACGCAGAAAAACACAAUGGCAGCGUUUCUCUCUCUGUGUUAACCUGAAGUUUAAACAGGGGGAAGGAAGGUUAGAGCAACGUUCAUGAUAAAUCCUGCAGCACAGAAAUGUUCAGGGUAUCUCUCAGUCCACAUAUAAGUGCCUCCAGGUCCUCCCUUAGAGAUGCUGAUUGAGCUGUUAUACUGUCUGCUGAUUAAAACCCAAUAGCUUCCAUUACAGAUUUCCUCAGGAAGGAAUGGAGCUAUGCUCAGGCACCUGAGACAAGAACAGUAACAGCCUAGGUUUCCAUAACAGCUGGAAGGUGACACAUGAGAGAGAGCUUUCAGAUUCUGACUUUUUAUCUCAUUUUAUCUCCAUCAGUUUGAUUCAAAUUGCAAACGUAUUGGAAGAGAGUAAAAAAAGGAGUGUUUCGCAAACAUUGGUCACAUGUUUUUAAGCUCGUGUUUUUAAGCUAUGCAAACUGCACGUCGGCCCUGAAUAAAGUAUAUCAGUGCACAGUUAAA
This is a messenger RNA of Pseudopipra pipra, 5801 nucleotides long. RefSeq names its product polypeptide N-acetylgalactosaminyltransferase 15 (gene GALNT15). The coding region runs from base 170 to 2089 and encodes 639 amino acids. Gene Ontology annotation, molecular function: polypeptide N-acetylgalactosaminyltransferase activity. Lineage: Eukaryota; Metazoa; Chordata; Aves; Passeriformes; Pipridae. The record is from RefSeq and is a predicted model, not a curated record. The transcript has 11 exons. Gene Ontology annotation, biological process: protein O-linked glycosylation. Gene Ontology annotation, cellular component: Golgi apparatus.